GAUCUAUCUUUAAAAAAGAAGGUUCUUGUUGAGUUUAUGGUCGGCUUAUAGUAUUCAUUAUUUUAUAACACGUGAGGUUGUAGUUUCUCGAAUUUUUUGUUAAAAGAUGGCUUUACACGUACCAAAAGCACCGGGCGUUGCCCAAAUGUUAAAAGAUGGUGCUCGUUACUUCUCCGGCUUAGAAGAAGCAGUAUAUAGAAACAUAUCUGCUUGUAAACAGUUUGCACAAACAGUGAGGACUGCGUAUGGUCCAAAUGGCAUGAAUAAGAUGAUUAUUAAUCAUAUCGAAAAAUUAUUUGUCACUAAUGAUGCAGCUACAAUUAUUAACGAAUUAGAAGUAGAGCAUCCUGCUGCAAAAUUGUUAGUUCUUGCAUCUAAAAUGCAAGAAGCAGAAGCUGGAGAUGGUACAAAUUUUGUUAUCAUAUUUGCCGGAGCUUUACUUGAAGCUGCAGAAGAACUUCUUCGUUUGGGUAUAACUACAUCCGAAAUAGUGGAAGGUUAUGAAGGAGCAUUAGAAAAAGCAUUAGAAAUUCUUCCUACUUUGGUUGUUCACGAAAUAAAAGAUCAUCAGAAUGAAGAAGAAAUGAAAGUUGGAAUCAAAACAUCUAUAAUGAGCAAACAAUAUGGAAAUGAAGAUCUUCUAGCAUCUCUUGUUAGCAAAGCAUGUGUAUCUAUUUUACCCGAAAAAACUACAUUUAAUGUAGACAAUGUACGUGUUUGUAAAAUACUUGGAGGUGGUUUAACAUCCUCUCAAGUAGUAAAUGGAAUGGUAUUUAAACGUCAAGUAGAAGGAAAUGUAACAAAACAAUCCAAUGCUAAGAUUGCUGUUUAUACUUGUCCUGUUGAUAUCACGCAAACAGAAACUAAGGGAACAGUAUUAAUAAAGAGCGCAGAUGAGUUGAUGCAAUUUUCACGUGGAGAAGAAUCUCUAUUAGAAACACAAAUAAAAGCAAUUGCAGCUACUGGAGCUACAGUUGUAGUAUCGGGUGGAAAGUUUGGUGAUAUGGCUCUUCAUUAUAUGAUUAAGUACAAUUUAAUGGCUGUUCGUAUACCUAGUAAAUUCGACAUUAGACGGUUAUCAAAAACUGUCGGAGCAACGGCUCUUUCAAAGUUAGUUGCACCAUCGAAAGAAGAAUUAGGAUAUGCUGAUUCUGUUUACAUCGAUGAAUUAGGAGACACUAUAGUAGUGAUCUUUAGAUUAGAUGGAAAAGAUAGUCGUGUUAGCACUAUACUUGUUAGAGGAUCUACAGAAAAUUAUAUGGAUGAUAUCGAGCGAGCAAUAGAUGAUGGCGUUAAUACUUUUAAAGGAAUUACAAGAGAUGGCAGAUUUCUUCCUGGAGCUGGUGCUACUGAAAUUGAGCUGGCUUCACAUCUUUCUUCUUAUGCCGAUACUUUGCCAGGUUUAGCACAAUAUGCAGCACAUAGAUUUAGUACGGCUUUGGAAGUAUUUCCAAAAACUUUAGCAGAGAAUAGUGGCAAUCAUGCAUCUGAAUUACUUUCUAAAUUGUAUGCUGCCCAUAAAGAGGGUAAAAAAACUUACGGAUUUGAUAUCGACGGUGAAGGUACUGCUCUUGUGGACACAGUUAAAGCAGGAAUUUUAGAUUUAUUCCUUACCAAGCAAUGGGCUCUUAAGUAUGCAGUGGAAGUUGCUUGUACUGUGCUUAAAGUUGAUCAAAUUAUUAUGGCAAAGCGUGCUGGAGGUCCAAAAGCACCACCUGGUGGAGUUCGUGAUGAUGAAGAAUAAUAAUUAGUAUCAAAUCUGAUUAAUAUUUUUCUGUUCUCUAUUCACAGAUGUAUUUUAGGAUGAAUUUAUGCAAAAAGUAAAAAAACUGUCUGAGUUCAUCCUUUUUUUAUUUUCUAUGCUUUGUUUAAUAUUUACUUUUUUCAAUUGUUCUAAAAUUUCAUUGGAAUAUAUAAUGUAUUUAUAUAAAAAUUUGUCCUUUUAUAUUUGUUAUACUUCAUUGAACAAUAUUUAUCUUAAAAUUCAUCUAUUAACUGAUUGUGAACAGAGACACAAUAAAUCAAUUGUAUUCAAAUGCUAUUAUCUUGAAAAAAUAUAAUUGUAACGGUUAUAACUUUACGGUAUCAUCAACCUCAUGUCAUUUCCAUUUCAAGAUUUUGUGAUACAUUUCUUGAAAGCUCACAGAUUUCACUCAUAAACAUUAACGUUUAUAUGGUUUUGUAUUUUCAUUCCGCAUUUACAUUCGCUUGAUUCUAGUGAUGUAUGGCUAAAAUAUUUAAUAAAAUUAUAUAAGCUAAUAUGUCAA
Molecule: messenger RNA, 2267 nt
Organism: Vespa velutina
Lineage: Eukaryota; Metazoa; Arthropoda; Insecta; Hymenoptera; Vespidae
Gene: CCT8
Product: T-complex protein 1 subunit theta
Exons: 4
Coding region: 107-1744 (545 amino acids)
Biological process (GO): protein folding
Cellular component (GO): chaperonin-containing T-complex
Molecular function (GO): ATP hydrolysis activity; ATP binding; ATP-dependent protein folding chaperone
Source: RefSeq, a predicted model, not a curated record